Messenger RNA from Epinephelus lanceolatus (giant grouper), 3472 nucleotides. Its product is annotated as casein kinase I. The record is from RefSeq and is a predicted model, not a curated record. Gene Ontology annotation, biological process: protein phosphorylation. Lineage: Eukaryota; Metazoa; Chordata; Actinopteri; Perciformes; Serranidae. Gene Ontology annotation, molecular function: protein kinase activity; ATP binding.
UUGUUAAGUAACGAGAGGGGGAGACAGACUCGAGUGGAGAACGGCCGCCUGUGCUGCUGGAGCUUCUCAGGGACUAUCAACAGGGAGUGCAACCGACGACAGAGCUACGAGCUGGGGGUAUGAGAGCCGCCAGAAUCCGCUCCCAUCCUCCUCUGCCCAGGCCCCUGUCCGACUGACAACCAUCGGAUCAGAACCUCCACGGAACCAGCUCUCCGACGAACCCAAUAUCGGUGACAACUCGCAAACAUGGAGCUGAGAGUGGGGAACAAGUACCGGCUCGGGCGAAAGAUAGGGAGUGGUUCCUUUGGCGACAUUUAUCUUGGUGCCAACAUUGCCACUGGUGAGGAGGUAGCCAUCAAGCUGGAAUGUGUGAAGACCAAACACCCACAGUUGCACAUUGAAAGCAAGUUCUACAAGAUGAUGCAAGGAGGAGUGGGUAUUCCAUCGAUAAAGUGGUGUGGUGCAGAGGGAGACUACAACGUGAUGGUCAUGGAGCUGCUCGGUCCCAGUCUGGAGGACCUUUUCAACUUUUGCUCCCGGAAGUUCAGCCUAAAGACUGUCCUGCUUUUGGCAGACCAGAUGAUCAGUCGCAUUGAGUACAUCCACUCCAAGAAUUUCAUCCAUCGGGAUGUUAAGCCUGACAACUUCCUGAUGGGGCUUGGCAAGAAGGGCAACCUGGUGUACAUCAUCGACUUUGGCCUUGCCAAAAAGUACCGCGACGCCCGCACACACCAGCACAUCCCUUACAGGGAGAACAAGAACCUGACUGGCACAGCGCGCUACGCCUCCAUCAACACACAUCUUGGAAUCGAGCAGUCCAGACGUGACGACCUGGAGUCCCUCGGCUACGUCCUCAUGUACUUCAACCUGGGCUCCCUCCCCUGGCAGGGCCUUAAGGCCGCUACCAAGAGACAGAAGUAUGAACGAAUCAGUGAGAAGAAAAUGUCCACACCCAUCGAGGUUCUGUGCAAAGGAUACCCUUCUGAGUUCUCCACAUACCUGAAUUUCUGCCGUUCACUUCGUUUUGACGACAAGCCAGACUACUCUUACCUACGACAGCUCUUCAGGAAUCUGUUCCACCGCCAGGGUUUCUCCUAUGAUUAUGUCUUCGACUGGAACAUGCUCAAAUUUGGUGCCAGCCGAACAGCUGAGGAUGGGGAUCGGGAGAGGAGGACGGGGGAUGAGAGGGAUGAGCGGAUCGGAGGAGCCCCCAGGGGGUCUGCAUCGCGGGGCCUCCCCCCAGGUCCCAACCCAGCAGCUGCCAACAGAGUCAGGAACGGGCCAGAGCAGGCCAUCUCUAACCCUGCCUCACGGGUCCAGCAGUCCGGGAACACGUCGCCUCGUGCAAUUUCUCGUGCAGAGAGGGAGAGGAAGGUGAGCAUGCGGCUUCACCGCGGAGCUCCUGCCAAUGUAUCGUCCUCUGACCUCACAGCCCGUCAUGACCAAUCCAGAAUUUCCACAUCACAGGUCAGCGUGCCGUUCGAGCACAUGGGGAAGUAGAAGUCUUUGGCUCUGCAUGCACAUGACUCUGACAGGGCUGCAAGGUUUAUUCAUCGCUCCGAUUUAUUUUCCUUUAUUUUUACCUUGUCUUAUGAAAAGAUGAUUGCCAAUGGACACAUGGAUCUUUGGAAAAGGACAAUAAACUUUUUAAAGGAUCCAGGGGAAGAACAUGACAGUAUCCAACAUGCACUCUUUCAUGAACCCUUUGUUUUUUUUGUUUUUGCUGAACCGUGGACCACCACAAAUACAAAAAGCAAACGAAUGACGGUCCUACACCAUUUUCACUCCGUGGUUGCUCAAACCUGCUCCACUCCUCAGAACAUUUCCCUCAGUACCUUCUGUCUGACAAAUGUGAAGAACUGAUGGCUUCACAGAAGCAAAAAGGUAUCAGGGACACGCGCAUGUUUCUCAUCAGAGGUCAACUUAGUGACUGAUAUAGGCUUAGUAAAGAUUUAUCUUCUUUGAGUUCAACACCGCAAACACAACUCUUCAGUGUCAUCUUUUGUCUUUCAUGAGGAUAUCUUAAAUUGGAGCUUGUCAUGAGUUUCCUUUCUUUUGCUUUUUUUGAGAGUAAUAACAGCUAAAAGACGAUGAGAUGAGGAGAGGUAGGUGAGAGGGUAGUGGACACAUAGAAAGGUAACUUUAAAAAGGACAAGUAAGUGAUGUUUUAGCUGUUGUAGAGUAAAUGUUUUUUCCUGGUGAAGUAGCAAUUGGUGCUUGCUUGCCCUCCAUCCAUGUCGUGAUGAUUUACUGUCCCUCAAAACUCAGCCACCAAAACCUCCACACCAACCCCUUAUUUUGCCUGUUUUCAACCUGCGUGUUUUUUGUUUUUUUUUUUGGUUUUAAUGUGAGCGGGUAAGGUGAGGAACGACCAUAGAUAUUGCAAAGACACACUCCAAGUCUUGAGGGAAGCUCCUCAGGAAAAACUAUUUGACCAGAGACCAUCGCUGCCCAUUUUGGCUAACAAAUAGUGGCUGCAAUUUUUAUGAUACUUCUAAAUGUUACCUUUCUUUUUAAAAUUCAUUUUGUUAUUGGAGGUCAUAUGGGAGUGGGCAGGCUCUGUUAGGGAUGACUUUUAUGGGGAUGGGACAUCCAAUGAUUUUUUUUUUUUAAUGUUUACUUCACUGUAAAUAUUUUUUUAUUUCGAUGUAAAGCCAAAAUGUGGUUAUUUGUUUUAAGGCGUAAAGUAGAAAAAUGCAUACUAAUGACAUAAAUUGGGGCUGGGUUCAGAAUUUUAGUAUUUAAAGUACUAAAUUGUGGGAUGGGCUGCUGUUACUUUGCCAGCUGGGUCAUUCAACAUUUUGUGUGUGUGUUUGUGUGUGUGUGUGUGUGUGUGUGUGUGUGUGUAUGAGAGGGAAAGUGUGAUACAGUGAAUCCCUGCUAAGAAUACAAUAUUCAUUUUGUCUUUGUAUGCAGUUUGUUUUUAAUCUCCUUUCUCUGCUAUUUAUGUUAAACUAUUUUUAUGUCUGAAAUAAUUAGUGUCCUUGUUCUCCUACAUGUGUUUCAUUUCAUCCUCCUGUAACUUAUUAGAAGUAGCUUGUUUGUUCAGGUUUUUCGUUGCCUGUCUCUUCUGUUCUUUACAUGCUUCAAAGGUUGUCCACCUCACAUGAUACAUAGGGCUUUUUAAUAUUCCUUCUGCAAAAACGAUAUGCGAAUAGUUUGAUGUCACCUUUUUGGAUUUUAACCUCCAGCAACCUUGAUGAUGUCAUUCAAAAAGAAAACAUAACUGAUGCAAUUGCAGGGAUGUGUAAAUAGCAGUGUACUGUGUGUGUAAUUACCUUUGUACAGGCCACAGCGACCCAGUGGCAUCGUAACUGUCGGGUUGGGAGUGGCGUAGAAGAGGUUGAGGUGAUGGGGAUUUCACUUUAUGUAUUGUGUACUGAUAUCUUGUACAGUUCUUUAACACACUUUAUUUACAACAGUAUUUGUGUAUAUUUUAUGAAGUAAUAAAAAUGAAUAAUGUUGCUCACAA